UCCUGUGGGAGAAGUCGGCAGGCAGGUCCUGUGCAGCCGCCCUAACCGGUAGAGGUUGUGGGCAGUCACUUCCACUCCCUGGGCCCCUUUCCUCGAUUGAUCCCUCUCCCCACCCAAGGGUGCGAUGUGGCGAAGCUGCUUUCGGCUCGGAGCCAGUGGCGGGAGCUUCCCACGCCGUCCCUGCCUUGUCUCUGCCGCCCCUGUCGGAUCGGGGGACCAGGCCGGGCCGGCCCCGGGACUCUCUCUCCUCCGCCGGUCUUAUGCACCCCCCGCAGAAAGAAAGAAGUUUUAUCAGAAUGUCAGCAUUACACAAGGUGAAAGUGGAUAUGAGAUAAACCUGGACCACAGGAAGCUAAAGACUCCCAAUGCCAAGCUUUUCACUGUUCCCAGCGAAGCACUGGCUGUUGCCGUGGCCACUGAGUGGGAUUCUCAGCAAGACACCAUCAAGUUCUAUACGAUGCAUUUGACCACACUGUGUAACACAUCUUUAGACAACCCAUCUCAGCGAAACAAAGAUCAGCUUAUCCAAGCUUCUAUGAAGUUUCUGGACACAGACACGAUCUGCUAUAGGGUGGAGGAACCUGAGACCUUAGUGGAACUUCAAAAGAAUGAGUGGGAUCCAAUUAUAGAAUGGGCAGAAAAAAGAUAUGACGUUAAGCUUGGAUCUUCUACAAAUAUCAUGGGACCUGAUAUCCCAGCCAAGACUAAAGAUAUUUUCAUCAGUCAUCUGGCAUCUUAUAACAUGUGGGCCUUACAAGGUAUAGAAUUUGUGGUCACCCAGUUGAAGUCCUUAAUUUUGUCCAUGGGGUUGAUUGACAGGCACCUGACAGUGGAAAAGGCAGUCCUAUUGUCUCGCCUGGAAGAAGAAUACCAGGUAUGCAGACUUGUAAAUCUUUCCACUUGGAUAGAAAUAAUCCUCUGUUCAGUUCUGAAACUACCAUAAGACCUCAGA
Molecule: messenger RNA, 952 nt
Organism: Gracilinanus agilis (Agile Gracile Mouse Opossum)
Lineage: Eukaryota; Metazoa; Chordata; Mammalia; Didelphimorphia; Didelphidae
Product: ATP synthase mitochondrial F1 complex assembly factor 2-like
Exons: 7
Coding region: 125-943 (272 amino acids)
Biological process (GO): mitochondrial proton-transporting ATP synthase complex assembly
Cellular component (GO): mitochondrion
Source: RefSeq, a predicted model, not a curated record